GGAAGAGAAGCAGAUAUCAGCCAUUUUUCUGUAUAAUUCACCCAACGAGGAGUUGCUUGUUUUUUUUAAAAUUAAAACUUGUAAAACAAAACCCAGGAAGGUGGACGGUUGUAGGAACCUGUUAUUCUGGAUGAAGCACGUGGCUCGGCGGCGGUGGAGUCUCGGAGCCUAGAUUUGUGUCAGCUGAUGGAUCACAUGACCCACAGUUCCAACAUGGCGCUGCGCAGCUCGAGGGGUUUGCACAGGAAAGGCUCGAUUGUUUAUUUCAGCCUCAAGCUGUUUGUUCUGUUAGUUUGUGCGAGUUCAGCAUUUGCAACAAGUCCGUCACCCAAAGGCCCCGGCUCCUCCUCGGGUUGUGGUUGCACUAGUCGUCGGGAAGUUGCUGGCGAUUUCCCUGACGCUCCACAUGACAGUGUCUCAUUAGCGAAACAGGCAGCUGCCAAAUACUCUAAGGAGGCUAAUGUUGUUGGUCAGGAGAUCACAGAAGACUACAAGCCAAACUUGGAAAAGCGCACUAAUCAGAUGGUGCUGAUACCAGGUGGAGUGUUUACCAUGGGAACUGAUGAACCAGCAAUACCUCAGGAUGGAGAGGGCCCAGCCAGAAAAGUUCAGGUCAAGCAGUUCUACAUGGAUAUGUAUGAAGUCACCAACGCUGAAUUUGAGAGAUUUGUCAAAGCUACCGACUACACCACAGAGGCAGAAAAAUUCGGAGACUCUUUCGUCUUUGAGGGCAUACUUAGUGAGAAAGUGAAGAGCACCAUUACCCAAGCUGUUGCAGCAGCCCCAUGGUGGCUCCCUGUUAAAAAAGCCAAUUGGAAACAUCCGGAAGGUCCUGACUCCAACAUUGCUGAUAGGAUGGAUCACCCAGUUGUACAUGUCUCUUGGAAUAAUGCAGUGGCGUACUGCACCUGGGCAGGGAAAAGGCUGCCUACAGAAGCUGAAUGGGAAUAUGCAUGUAGAGGGGGACUUGAGAACAGACUCUUUCCAUGGGGGAACAAGUUACUACCGAAGGGUGAGCACUACAUGAACAUCUGGCAGGGAGACUUCCCACACCACAACACAGCAGAUGAUGGUUUUUCCAAGACUGCCCCUGUCACGACCUUUCCUUCCAAUGGUUACGGUCUCUUCAAUAUGGUUGGGAACGCCUGGGAAUGGACGUCUGAUUGGUGGGAUAUACACCACACAACUGAUGACCUAGACAAUCCUGUUGGACCUCCCUCAGGUACAGACAAGGUGAAAAAAGGUGGAUCCUACAUGUGCCAUAAGGACUAUUGCUACAGAUACCGUUGUGCUGCUCGCAGUCAGAAUACACCAGACAGCACUGCCUCGAAUCUGGGUUUCCGCUGUGCUGCUGAUGUUCUGCCAGAUUAUCUGAGCUGAUCUGGUUCUUGGAUAGAGACAUCAAGAAGGCAAGGAUUAGUAUUAGCCUUCCUGCGAUGGAAAGCAGCUAAAUACAUGUCAAGAUGGAACUUUCCGUUAAAGCAGUCAACAACCGGCCCUUACCGGACAUCACCAGGAAGCUGACGAGUGUCCCAGCUAUGGAUUCCUGCAAUCUUUGCACUCAGAUGGUUUCAAUUUAAAGGCACAGAACAGGAGGCAUGAAAUGUUUGUUCGUUGCGAGAGUUUCAGCUAUCACUUUGGGACUUACUCUAUCUGGAUUCUGUCUUUGUUAUUGCCAAAAUAAAUUGUUCUUGAUUAGACAGGUCACCAAGUACAGUACUGCAAAAUGAAUGGACUCAAUAAGGCUACAUUGAAAGUACUUUUUGACCAUACUUCCAAUUGAUGGUUAAGCAAGACCAAAGACUCUGUAACAUCUUUCCAUAAUGUAAGCAAAAGGCCAAUAAUAGGGUUUGCUUGUUUCUCAAAUGAUUUUAAAAUUACUGUAAAAAAACACCACAUAAAUGAGUCUGAAUUAUUGGACUGUGGAACAUAGCACAGAAUAUUUUUGCAUACACUUGUAAAGUAGACAGUACGCAAAAACAAAUGGCUUACAUCACUAUACCAAGGAUUCUUAGCAUCUCAGUAUGUCACUAGCAAUGCAUUUGAAAUGUAGUCAAUGUUGCAAUGUAAACUGAAACAGCAGCCAAUUCUAGGAAAGAUGUGCAGGCAUUGGAAGCAGUCCAGGGAAGGUACACUAGGCUGAGACAGGUAUGGAGAGACUGGUUUAUAAAACAGUUUGUGUAGAUUGAGCUUGUACUUUUUAAAAUAUAGAAGAAAGAGAGGUAAUCUUAUUGAAACAUACAAGAUCCUUAAAGGACCUGACAGGGUAGAAGUGGAAAGGUAGUUUCCCCUUGUAGGAGAGUUUAGGACCAGAGAGCAUUAAGCAUAUUCAAGGCUGAGAUAGAUUUUCCAUCAAUAAGGGAAUUGGAGUUAUGGGGAAUGCCAGAAAAAUUGAGUUGAUGAUUAUCAGAUCAGUCAUAAUCUCGUUGAAUGGCACAGCAGAUUUGAUGGGCUGAAUGGCCUACUUCUCCCCCUGUGUCUUAUGGUCUUUAGUCGCAUGCAGCAAGCUCCCAUACAGAGCAAGUAAAUAAAUUCCCAUGUAAUCUAUUUAGGCUGUAUUGGUACAAGGAUACUUGGAACUACCUACAGCUUAACCAAGCUGAUCCAUACUCUUUUACCACUGCAUCUACUUGACAAAGCAGAAGAAUUCCCAGGAAUGUCCUGUCCACAAAUCCAAGCUGGUCAUUAACUACCCAUUAGGUCUACUCUCAAUCAUCAACAAAGUGAUGGGAAGGGUCUUCAACAGUGUCAUCAAAAUGUAUUUAGUCACCAAUUGUCUACUCGCUGGUGCUUGGACUGAGUUCUGCCAGAACCACUCAGGCUUCUAACCUUAUUCCAGCCUUGGUCCAAGCAUCGGCAGAAGUACUGAAUUUGUGAAGUGAGGUGCAAGUGACUGCCCUUGACAUGAAGGCAGCAAAUGACCAGUUGUGACCCCAAGGAACCCAAUGCACCAUUGAAGUUGGAGACACUCUCCACUGCUUGAUACCCAACAUAAGAGAAGAAAGGUUGUGGUUGUUGGAGGUCUGUCAUUUCAGCCCAGGGACAUUGUUGCAAGAAAUCCUCAGUGAUGUCCUAUACCCAGCCAUUAUCAGCUGCUUCAUUCUUUCCAUCAAAAAUAUGGGGACACUUGCUGGAUAUUUUGCUAUGUUUAAUUCGAUUUGUGGCUGUUCGCAUAAUGAAGCACUCCAGUUCUACUUGAAGCCGGAACUGGACAAUAUUCAAGCUUAGACUCAUAAGAGGUGCAUAACAUUCACACAACACACCUGACAAGCAAUGACCAUCUUAAAAAGAGAAAGUCCGACUACUUCUCUUUGACAGUUAUAAGAUCAUAAGAGAUGGGAGAAAGAGUAAGUCACUUGAUCCAUUGAUUCUGCUAUACCAUUUAAGUCCUUGGCUGAUUUGACUGAGACUUAACUACUUUACUGCUCGUCUUCCAUUAACCUUAAAUUUCCUUGUUGAUUAAAGAUCUUUCUGACUUAACCUUGAAAAAAUCUAAAGUUGUAGUCUCCCCUGCUCUCUGAAGAAGCAGAUUACAAAGACUCCCUCUUAAAUGGAACCCACUUAGUUUUAAACCAUGCCCUGAGGUUCUAGAUUCCCAAUGAGAGGAAAUGCCCUCCCAGUAUCUACAAAUUAGAUUUAGAAGUGGGAGCUCAAAUCACAUGAGUAUCAACUUUACCUGCACACAGUCUCCUCGUAAAACCUUCAUCCCAGGAAUGAGUCCAGUAACCUUUCUCUGAACUGUUUCCAAUGCACAUAUAUCUCUGAUUAGGAGACCAAACAUAUAUGCAGCAUUCCAGGUGUGGUUCCUACCAGUGCCUCGCAGUGCUGUAGAAAUGUGUCCUUAGUUUAAUGUCCCAUUCCUCGUUUUCUACCUGUUUGCUGUACUUUCCAGUUACCUUUACGUAAUGCGUUUACAAUGAUUUGUAUCACACUCUACUGCGGUCUCCCUCAUUUUAAAUAAAUUUUGAUUUUUUUUUCCA
Hemiscyllium ocellatum (epaulette shark) is the source of this 3980-nucleotide messenger RNA. RefSeq names its product sulfatase modifying factor 1 (gene sumf1). Gene Ontology annotation, cellular component: endoplasmic reticulum. Bases 187 to 1380 code for a protein of 397 amino acids. The transcript has 9 exons. NCBI's taxonomy places the organism in Eukaryota, Metazoa, Chordata, Chondrichthyes, Orectolobiformes, Hemiscylliidae. The record is from RefSeq and is a predicted model, not a curated record.